CCAACCCUUGGCCAAAGGGAAAGAGGCAGGACAUCCGCCCGUUCUGAGCCACCUACGGAAGUGACGUCGAAGUGUCAACAUGCAAGAUGGCGGCACAUCACCGGCAGAACACAGCAGGGCGGAGGAAAGUGCAGGUUUCCUAUGUUAUUCGAGAUGAAGUGGAGAAGUACAACCGAAAUGGAGUCAAUGCUCUGCAGCUGGAUCCAGCACUAAAUAGACUUUUCACAGCCGGUCGAGACUCUAUCAUAAGAAUAUGGAGUGUCAAUCAGCACAAGCAAGAUCCAUAUAUAGCAUCUAUGGAACACCAUACUGAUUGGGUAAACGACAUUGUACUCUGUUGUAAUGGGAAAACAUUGAUAUCUGCUUCUUCUGACACGACAGUAAAAGUAUGGAAUGCACACAAGGGAUUUUGCAUGUCAACAUUAAGGACACAUAAGGAUUACGUAAAGGCCUUAGCAUAUGCCAAGGAUAAAGAACUAGUAGCAUCAGCUGGGUUGGACAGACAAAUAUUCCUUUGGGAUGUGAAUACUCUAACAGCAUUGACUGCCUCAAAUAACACUGUCACAAGUUUACAUCGAGAGAGUGGUUCAUAUUUUGAGAGUGCUUCUACCUACAGCGUUCUAGCCCCCAAGAGUAUGAUUGAACAACAAAGAGCUAGUUCCUCACUGCAGUCUAAAAAUGCUUCUUCUUUAAGUGGAAACAAAGAUUCCAUUUAUAGCCUGGCCAUGAAUCAACUGGGAACAAUCAUUGUAUCAGGGUCCACUGAAAAGGUGUUAAGGGUAUGGGAUCCAAGAACAUGUGCAAAACUAAUGAAGCUUAAAGGGCACACGGAUAAUGUGAAGGCAUUGCUAUUAAACAGAGAUGGCACGCAAUGCCUUUCAGGCAGUUCUGAUGGGACAAUUCGCCUUUGGUCCCUUGGCCAGCAGAGAUGUAUAGCAACAUACCGAGUCCAUGAUGAAGGUGUUUGGGCGCUGCAAGUCAAUGAUGCCUUCACACAUGUGUAUUCUGGUGGAAGGGACAGGAAGAUUUAUUGUACAGACCUAAGAAACCCUGACAUUCGGGUGCUAAUUUGUGAAGAAAAAGCACCAGUUCUCAAGAUGGAGCUUGAUAGAUCAGCUGAUCCUCCUCCUGCAAUUUGGGUUGCAACAACUAAGUCUACAGUAAAUAAAUGGACUUUGAAAGGAAUUCAUAAUUUUAGAGCCUCUGGAGAUUAUGACAAUGACUGUACAAAUCCUAUAACACCUCUUUGUACACAACCUGACCAGGUUAUUAAAGGGGGUGCUAGUAUUAUUCAGUGCCACAUUCUUAAUGAUAAGAGACAUAUAUUAACCAAAGAUACCAAUAAUAAUGUGGCAUAUUGGGAUGUAUUGAAGGCAUGUAAAGUUGAAGAUCUGGGCAAAGUGGAUUUUGAAGAUGAAAUUAAGAAAAGAUUUAAAAUGGUGUAUGUGCCAAAUUGGUUCUCAGUAGACUUAAAAACAGGGAUGUUAACUAUUACUUUGGAUGAAAGUGAUUGUUUUGCUGCCUGGGUUUCUGCAAAAGAUGCUGGUUUCAGCAGCCCUGAUGGGUCAGAUCCAAAAUUGAAUUUAGGAGGACUUUUACUCCAAGCACUCCUGGAAUAUUGGCCUAGAACACAUGUGAAUCCAAUGGAUGAAGAGGAAAAUGAAGUAAACCAUGUAAAUGGGGAGCAGGAGAACCGAGUGCAGAAGGGAAAUGGAUAUUUUCAAGUGCCCCCACAUACACCCGUGAUCUUUGGUGAAGCUGGAGGUCGCACACUGUUCAGGCUGCUCUGCCGAGAUUCCGGGGGUGAGACUGAGUCUAUGCUUCUUAAUGAAACAGUGCCACAAUGGGUAAUUGACAUCACUGUGGAUAAAAAUAUGCCCAAAUUCAACAAAAUUCCUUUCUACCUCCAACCUCAUGCAUCUUCAGGAGCAAAAACCUUAAAAAAAGAUAGACUCUCUGCUAGUGACAUGCUCCAAGUCCGAAAAGUUAUGGAACAUGUUUAUGAAAAAAUUAUCAACUUGGAUAAUGAGUCUCAAACCACUAGCUCUUCUAAUAAUGAAAAACCAGGAGAACAGGAAAAAGAAGAAGAUAUUGCUGUGUUGGCAGAGGAGAAAAUUGAACUUUUGUGCCAGGACCAGGUUUUGGAUCCAAAUAUGGACCUUCGAACAGUGAAACACUUCAUAUGGAAGAGCGGUGGAGACCUCACCCUCCAUUACCGUCAGAAGUCCACGUGAAGGCUGGGCUAAUGCUCCUGGAUAUUCAUUUACGACCUUCCUCUAUGGCCCCAAGAGUAGUCCUAGGAAGCCCACUGAUCCCCAACGGGAGCAAGACUUCUAACGGCUGAUUUGGUAUGGACCGAGAUUAUCUUUCAAUUGAAGUGACUAAUCAAGAUGUAAUAUAGAAACCAGUCUCCAUGUGUAGAUUAAGCUGUCCCCAGGGAAGCAGAGUGCAAGAGCAGAAGAGCCCCAAGCAGACUAUGUCUUUCGAGAUGUACAGAAGACUGACAACAGGCCAGUGCAGACUUUGCUUCCUCCUUUUGUUUCAAAGGACCUUAUCUGCCCGUUAACACUUGUUAGAGACACCUCAGUCGGGCCACAACUGUCUCUGUUUCAACUUUAAGCCCACACACACUGUAGCUUUUCUAAAAGAGUGCAUUCCAUUCAUGCAAUAGAUAUGAAGGCUUUUUCCAAGUUUGUCAUAUAAAAAAAUCAAAUUGUUUUCACCGUUUAAGACAGUUAUUUUUAAUGGGAAUUUGCUGUUGCACAAUUUGAGAACCAGCCCAUUUCAUAAUAAAAUAUUAAUGUUGGGCUUGUUUUUAAUAUUGCAUCUCAGAUGUGUUCUUGUAGGAAGAUCUGUUGAAAUUCCAGGUGCUGGAUCAUAGCACUUGGACUGUUGGGCUGGAGUUUGUGCAGCCCAUGCCUAGCGAUGCUGCACCUCCCAUGAUGUCCUGGCUUUGUGGCAACCCCAGGGAGGUGCAGCAGUUUCACUCCUUCCUCCACUGUGUCCAGUUUUAUUUACACAAAGCGAGCUGAGACCACAGGUUCUUGCUCUGGAUGAGCAGCAUGACACCAUCAAAAUUUAAGACCAUGAUGAAAUUUCAGUUUCAUUCAAAUGUUACCUAAAAUUUAUGGUGUCAGAAUAAAGGGAGAUGAUAGUGAGUUAAUUUGAUAUUCAUAUCCUGGAAGUAUACAUAUUUGUUUUUCCAAAGUUUUAUAUGCAGGUUUUUGUUGUACCUGUAUCCAGAUCUUCUUUUCACUGUUCUAACAAUCUAACAAUUUCAUAGAAUCAUUUGGAUCUUGUAUACAAUGUAACUUAUUGGGGAUAAACACUUCAACUUUUGGCAGAAAAAACUUUGGAUUCUCCCCAAGGUCAUUUGUAUUCAGAGUAAAUCAAUGGUCCACCCCCAUAAAACUGUAAGACAAGCCUCCUGUAUGAAGCCAGAAGCACAAGUGCCUUCAGAGGGCAGUUGAUUCCAGUCCAGUUGCCUCCCUAGCUUGUGUGUGGCCUGCCUCCACCAUAGCAGGGACUAGGGAGGGAGGCAGGGAAGGUUUUUUCUUUUCUACAUCUUCACAGGUUCGGCUGGGGGCAGCUGAUGGGCCUAAGUCCAUACCUUACUAUUUAAGAUACUCCGAUCGCACAACUGCAGAGACAGGGUUCCCUCACUGCUAGUCAGCUUCUUUUGGAAACUGGACAGGCCAUUGCCACCUGCACUUUGAAGAAGUGAGCAAAGACGUGGCCACAUUUCUAAUAAGUUGAAAUGGUCUUUCUCCCUUCCUCAGAGAGCAACCAGCUUCUUUUUUUUAAAAGUCCUUUCUAUCUGUUGGAUACAACAGUGCGCUUUUGGUGCACAUUUUUUAGCAAUAGUUGUGAAUUAAUGGCAAAAAAAAAAAAAAAAAAAAUUAUUUACCAGCCCUCAGUUGUGUUUGCCCGAGGGGCCUUUGAGCAAAGAAAUGGGUUUUGCUGGGUCAUUUUGCCCUGUGUGCUAAGCCUUGGGUGGCUGCAUUCCCCUCCUGUCAUAGAUCUGACCCCCAGCAUGAUUGUAUUUCUUUCCCCUCCAGUCAAACCGUAAUACAGUUUCCAGAAAAUUUGACAGUCUGCAAUGCCAAAAGGGUAAAAAUCUGUACUUCACAGUUGUAUAGAAUAAAGGCUUUAGUUAAAAUA
Molecule: messenger RNA, 4161 nt
Organism: Gorilla gorilla gorilla (western lowland gorilla)
Lineage: Eukaryota; Metazoa; Chordata; Mammalia; Primates; Hominidae
Gene: WDR48
Product: WD repeat domain 48
Exons: 20
Coding region: 87-2234 (715 amino acids)
Biological process (GO): double-strand break repair via homologous recombination
Molecular function (GO): ubiquitin binding
Source: RefSeq, a predicted model, not a curated record